AAUUCAAAAAACUGUAUACAAAGAUCAUAGGAUACUUAAAUAUGUUGAGAGGAAGAGAAGAGAGAAUAGAGGCAGUGUCCGAGAAACAGAUAAUGUACACCAGAACUGGCAGCUUAAAGACGCCAGCUAAGAGAGCAUCACCAGAAUUAGCUCAUCCUUUUCGAUAUUAUCUCAAGCGUUUCAGCGGAAGCAUGGCGGACGCUUUGCGGAUUAUUUCCCCGGUGAAAAGCCGCACACUCGACUCGUCAACAUCAUCAUCAUCAUCGUCUUCUUCAUUUUCAUCGAAGCACAGCAGCCGAUCAUCAAGGCAGCAGCUAAUGAUGGCUGGAAGUAAUUGUCCAUGUACAUUUGCAGCUACACGACGGCAUUCAAUCGGAACGGACCAUCACAGAGCUGAAGCCAUAGAUGAUUGUAUCAAAUUCAUCAAAUCCACCUUGUCCAGAUCAAAGUCACUCUCUCCUUAAGUUUAAUGAUUGAAUAUGCUGACGGUUAGUUAGGGUUUAUUAUGAUAUAUAGCUAGUAAUUAACUUAGAACAGUUUGUUCGUAUGUAACAUUUUUUGUGAUCAGAUCAACUGAUCAAGUGGUGUGGAAAGUAAUAUUGUUUUCAGUCAUAAGGUUGAUAUCAUUUUUUUAAUCUAUCGAAAGAUCACAUGACUUGAUCUGAAUUAUGAUAACUUGAUGAAUGAAAAUUUUAUUUGUAUCUUAUGAGUAAAUGAUUACAGCAGAGAAAUAUGUAUCCAAAGAUAGUG
Cuscuta epithymum is the source of this 750-nucleotide messenger RNA. NCBI's taxonomy places the organism in Eukaryota, Viridiplantae, Streptophyta, Magnoliopsida, Solanales, Convolvulaceae. The record is from the annotation of a GenBank genome assembly.